Durio zibethinus is the source of this 1693-nucleotide messenger RNA. The record is from RefSeq and is a predicted model, not a curated record. NCBI's taxonomy places the organism in Eukaryota, Viridiplantae, Streptophyta, Magnoliopsida, Malvales, Malvaceae.
CCCCUCACAUUUCCCUCACUCUCGCUCCCCAACCAGACACUUCGAGAAGAAACUCAGAGUCAUGGCUUCGUCAGCUCUGUCUGUUACUUUGGCCUCAAAAUCAACCAUUUUCCCAGACCGAAAAUCGAAUUUAGGAGACAUUAAACUCUCAGUUUCAGAUCUCCCAAUGCUGUCUUGUCAUUACAUCCAAAAAGGUUGUCUCUUCACGCGCCCUCCCGUUCCCUUCGACUCACUCGUUUCCCUUCUCAAACAAUCCCUUUCCAAAACGCUGUCGUUUUUCCCUCCUCUCGCCGGCCGUCUUUGCACCGACCGAAAAGGUUAUAUUUACGUUACUUGCAACGACGGCGGCGUUGAGUUCUACCACGCCUCGUGUGCAAGUUUGUUUAUCCGUGACGUCAUUGGUCCCCUCGAUGUUCCCAAGUUCGUUCAGAAGUUUUUCUGUUUCGACAGCACGGUUAGUUACCAAGGGCAAUUUAGACCAAUCAUGGCCGUCCAAGUCACUGAACUCGGUGAUGGAAUCUUCAUCGGAUGUUCUGUGAACCAUGCGGUGACUGACGGCACGUCGUUUUGGAAUUUCUUCAACACUUUCGCCGAAAUUUGCAGAAAAAUUAAUAAUAAUAAUCAGAGCAUUGAAAAAAUCGCAAGGCAACCGGUUUUUUUGCGAGACUCGGUUUUGAUUUCAUCGGCGAUUUUAAGAGUGCCAGAAGGUGGGCCCAAAGUUACGUUUAACGAAAACGAGAUAUUACGGGAGAGAAUCUUCAGUUUCAGCCGAGAAGCCAUUUUGGAACUCAAAGCCGAAGUCAACAAGAAGAAGGGGGAGAUUCUUAUUGACGGAAACUUUAACGCCGUUGAAAUUCUCGGGAAGCAAAGUAACGACAAGUACCAUAACGGUAACGGGAAGAAUUGGUUGUUCAAAACCUCGGCUUCGGUUUCAAAUACGGCGGAGAUUUCGUCGUUUCAGUCACUUUGCGCUCUUCUCUGGCGAGCGGUGACACGUGCGAGGAAGCUUUCGUCUUCCCAAACGACGACGUUCAGAAUGGCGGUGAAUUGCCGUCACAGGCUGAACCCGCAGCUGGAUCCUUUAUAUUUCGGGAACGCGAUUCAAAGCAUUCCAACGUACGCGUCAGCAGGUGACGUCACGUCACGUGAUCUACGCUGGUGUGCGGAGCAGUUAAACGAGAGCGUGAAGGCCCACAACGACGAAACGGUGCGGCGUUUUGUCAAGGAGUGGGAGAAGGAUCCGCGCUGUUUUCCGUUGGGCAACCUCGACGGCGCGUCGAUGACGAUGGGGAGCUCUCCGAGGUUUCCAAUGUACGAUAAUGAUUUUGGGUGGGGACGGCCGUUGGCGGUUAGGAGCGGUGGGGCCAAUAAAUUUGAUGGGAAGAUCUCCGCUUUUCCAGGGCGGGAGGGAAAUGGGAGCGUUGAUCUGGAAGUUGUUUUGGCGCCUGAAGCGAUGGCUGGGAUUGAAUCUGAUCUUGAGUUCAUGCAAUAUGUCUCCAGUUAAUUUUAACGGUCGUGAUGGUGAUUUGAGGAUUACGUGUUUUAAAUCAGACCGUUGAUGGACUCGGGAUGGCUGAGCCGGAGUUCGGGAUAGGGUGAUUUUUUUCUGUUUUGAACUUUUUAAUCAGUAAAUUUGAACUAAGUGUCCGAAAAUGCUGCUUUUUUUUUUUUUUUUUGUAUUUCUUUUAAAGAA